This is a messenger RNA of Aspergillus campestris IBT 28561, 3300 nucleotides long. RefSeq lists its product as uncharacterized. The transcript is spliced from 2 exons. NCBI's taxonomy places the organism in Eukaryota, Fungi, Ascomycota, Eurotiomycetes, Eurotiales, Aspergillaceae. The coding region runs from base 1 to 3300 and encodes 1099 amino acids. The record is from RefSeq and is a predicted model, not a curated record.
AUGGCGGACAUGCACCGGCCGAAAACGACGCAUGAGCUUUAUGACGAAACUCGGGAUUUUGGGCCUCGGCUGCUCAGCCUGGAAACUGACUACGAGGAUUUUCUCCCCAUCAGCAAGUUGCAUCCCGAGCCGCCGUUAGAAACCGACACUGUGCCCGAUGAUUUUGUACGCCCCCCCGGGGCGAGCCACACCCUGAGCGACACAUGGGUCCAGCGAAUGAUGCUUCCGUCAAGUACGGCCCCGCAGCUUCCGCCACCGGAUCCUGAUGAGGUGCUUCGAAGCGCCCGCAUCACCCGGGAACAAUUGGAGGGCGAGUUAGUGCAGGAUAUCGAUGACCCCACACACAGCCAGGUUGCCGAGGCCGUGGAAAGGGCGGUCAUGAAGUUUGCUUACACCGGGCUGGAACGACACCCCAGCGCAACGCCUCGGACCCCGCUCCCACUGGUCGAGGCAAAAAGAGAGCAGGACCUGCUGAAAUCCCUCAUCGGCUCUUUCCCGGCAGCCUCCCAGGUGCGGCUCAUGCCGGAUCCCACCAACCCCGAGCGGUUGAUGCUCACGCAGGACGGCACCGCAUAUAUCUACCGGGGCCGCGGACCGGUAUUCCGCAACAACUCAUGCGCCGUGGACUGCGUUAUCGCCGUCGGUAAAAUGUUGGACGUCGGAUCCACGGUGAUGGAUCGGCAAAUGCCCCAUUGGCACGAAAAUCUCGGCCGCGUGGAAAAGGCGUUUAUCGAAGCCACCGAUGUGAACUGGGAUGUAUGCACGGUGACCCAGAGCAUUGAGAUGCGCGACCGUUUCUGGGAGGUGGCCGCGGCUGAACAGCCCGCCAUUGUCGUGGGCAACAAUGGCCCUCUUUGGUCCGUCUGGAAGGCCGCGGCCGGCAAUUCCCCCCAGUUCCGGUACACUGUGGAGGAGGAGAGGUCUUGUCAGGGUUCGCUCUGUCCAUUCAAAGAGACGGACAUGCAACACAAAUCCUCCGUCAUCUUGUCGGGCAGGGCCCAAAGACGCAAGGAGAAGACGGUGCCCAUGCCAGAGCUGCUGCCGCGCCACUUCUCGCGAGAGACCCGGGAAGCUUGCCCGAGAUGUCAAAGAGCGGAAAGCCUGCUUGUGCGCAAGCGGUUCAGUUCGCUGCCGGCGCGCAUGGUGGUCACGGUGGACGGCUCGAUUUCCACCAAACGGCACACCGGCGACAUCGAUAUCAUGUACACCGACCUCAAUGGUGUGGAGAAGACAGCCGUCUACCGCUGGUUGGGCGGCAUCUAUUGCCAGACCGACCACUUCCGCGUCUAUUGGACCGACACCAACCGGGGGGAGGAGGACAAGGGCGGCGUCCGCCUCUACGACAGUCUGAUGAACCUCGGACUCAUCGUCGGCGGCAUCCGGCGCCUCAAUCGGCUCGAAAAGGUCCCCAAAGCCUGGUGGAAGGACAAGGCAAUCCCGCUUCUGAUCUACGAGCUGGUCCCGAACCCGACUCGGGAGGUCCUCGUCACUGCGCGACGCACCAUCAGCGAAAUGCUCGAGCACCAGCGGCAGGGUCGGCCGAUCCUCACGCACCACACCCCAUGGGCCAGCACGAAUAACCCGGAAACCGUGCCCAGGCCCGUGUUCUGGAACCGCAUCCUGCCCCUCGACGUACCGUACUACUACCAGUCCCACGGAGGGUACCAGCCGAUGGGCAUGUCCGACGCCAACUUCAUUGCGGCCGCGACGCUGGCGCGCUCGAUGUCGUUCUCGCGGGGGAUGUCGCAGGGCUCCGAGGGGAUGCAGGGCGUUUUGUCGUCACCAAAUGGCCAAGGCGGCAUGUCAGUGCUCAACUCUGGCGUGCCGGGGCUGAGCCCGCAGAUGGGUGGUAAUGUGACGGGGUUCACGCCUCCUGGGAUCCCGCCUUUUGGGUUCUCGCCUGCUAUGGGUGGAUUGUUACCGAAUGCGUCUACAGGCAUGACUCCCUUGGCCGGGAUGUUAAACCUAAACGGCACGAACGCCAACGGCACCGCGAACAACAACAAUACGGAUAACAAUGCGAACAACAACACGGGGGCUAACAACGCAAUGAGCUACAUCGCGAACAGCAACACGAACGGCAUGAUGAACAAUGCAGGGAUGGCAACGGGUUUCUCUCCACUGCUCGGCAACAUGACCGGAUGGACUCCCCCUCAUGGCAUGCCUCCCAUGUUCAACACGGGCGGCACAACUGGACUGUCUCCUCUGAUGAACGCGACGGGGUUUUCUCCUCUGGUGAAUGCACACGGGUACUCGCCUUAUCACUCGCCCUAUUUCGCGCCCAACUUUAACCCCCCUUUCACACCGGGAAUGCUUGGAGGCGCUCAUACGUUUUCUCCGGGUUUCUUCAACUCCGUCCUAUCCCCCUUUGGCAGUCCCCUGCCGGGGGAGGCUGGCAAUGGUAACAGUAAUGCCAACAGCCCGGGGAAUUCCAACCAGGGCAAUGGGAACAACCAAGACAAUGCCAACAACCAAGGUGAUACCAAUAACCAAGGCGAUACCAAUGAACCGGCCAAUGCCAAGGGCCAGGAGAACACCGGCAGCCAGGCCAGCCGGAAUGGCAAGAAUGCCGCGGCCCCGGCGGCGAAUCCGUCACCCAAUACCGUGAACAUGAUGGGCGGUUUUAACCCUAACAUGGUGGGUGGUUUUGCACCCAACAUGAUGAGCGGGUUUUCUCCGAACAUGAUGAACUACUUCUCCCCGGGCAUGAUGCAGGGGUUCAAUCCAGGCAUGAUACCAGGGUUCUCGCCCCAGCCGCCCGCCAACAUGAUGACACCGUCCGCGUUCAACAACAACAACACCAUCAACCCGCAGCUGCUGAGCCUCAACCCGAACCAGCAGCCCAACAUCUUCGACUACGCGCUGGCAGGCCAAAGCCCUCCCCGCAACGGCAACAACAACAACUUCGACCCAAUCUACGGCAACCGGGACCCGGCAGCCGAUCUGACGGACCUGCUGGACGACACGGCGACGGUGUACGAAGACGCCAUGGACACGGAGAUGCAGCUCGACGACAACGCGCCGGCGUCCCCCCAGUCGUGGACCCAGGAUGCGGGGCCGGGUGGGGCCAGGGCCAUGCCGCAGUUUGUCGGGGCGGCCGAGACCGAGGAUAGUGACUCGGGGCCGGGAGGACAGGUUCCCACGCCGCGGUCGAUGACGCGUUCGAUGACGCGCAAGCGCCAGGUUGAGGAGGUGUAUGUGCCGGACGGGGAUGAGCACGAUAGUGACUCGAGCGUGGUUGAGCAGCCGGUGCGCAAGCGGCCGGUGCGGAAAGCGGCGAAGAAGAAGAGGGCGCUAUAG